UUUCAUUCUAGUGCAGGGCCCCGCCCACACGCUGGUGAUUGAGCCGGUGAGUUAAAUGCCCGGGGGAGGGGCGGGGAGCGCGGAUGUUCCAGGAGAAGAAGAAGAAGAAGAGCGGAGACUGCGCGGGAGGAGGAGGCGCCGCACAUUCAAUUCACAUAACGGGAAUCCCGAGUGGGUCAAGAGUGGGGGGACCUACAAUUCAUGCGUCACUGCCCCCCCCCCCCGCGUGUGGAUCUAUUGAGUUCCCUGGAAGGACCAUGACUCCAGCAUCCGGGGGCCAUUGGAUGGAUCUGCCCCCCAGUAGGAUCUGAUGGAAACCAGAGCAGGUGCCGCGUCAUGUCUGGGCCCCCCCAGUAACCAGCCUGAGCCCCCCAUUAACACUGAGGCCAGAGAUAAAGGAGGGGCGACUGCAAUGCUGAACUGCAACGUCUCUGCUCCUCCGGCUGCCGACGUCUGUCACAGAGUCAAGUUGAGGUUCCUCAGGAGGAUUGUCCUGGACUCUGACCAAGAGGAGCCCCCCGUGUUGGAUUUAUCAUUAUCUGGGCCCCACAACAAGCUCAUCCCCAUCUCCAGGGCACGGAGAGCCAUUGCCAAGAGGUCUCAGGGGGUCAGCGACCCGGGAGUGGACAAUGAAGUCUCCGAAUCGAAAGGUUCUUCUUCUAAAGGGGGCGACGCAGAAACAGAACCGGAUCAACCCGGGGAACCCGAAGAGAAAGCGGAAACCCCACAAGAUGUCCCUAAGUGCAGAAAAGAGGAGGAAGAGGAGAAUGAGGAGGAGGCCGAUAUCAAGGCCGUCUCUACCUCUCCCGAUGGAAGGUUUCUGAAGUUUGAUAUUGAAAUAGGAAGAGGCUCCUUUAAGACGGUCUAUAAGGGUUUGGACACGGAGACGUGGGUGGAGGUGGCCUGGUGUGAGUUGCAGGACCGUAAAUUAACCAAAUUGGAGCGCCAGAGGUUUAAGGAGGAGGCGGAGAUGCUGAAGGGGUUGCAGCACCCCAAUAUUGUCCGCUUUUAUGAUUUCUGGGAAUCCUGUCUGAGGGGGAAGAAGUGCAUCGUACUCGUCACGGAACUCAUGACAUCAGGGACGUUAAAAACAUACUUGAAGAGAUUUAAGGUGAUGAAGCCAAAGGUCCUGCGCAGUUGGUGCCGGCAGAUCCUGAAAGGGUUAAUGUUCCUGCACACGCGCACCCCUCCCAUCAUCCACCGGGACCUCAAAUGUGACAACAUCUUCAUCACGGGACCCACCGGCUCGGUGAAAAUCGGAGACCUCGGCCUGGCGACCCUGAAACGCGCCUCUUUCGCUAAAAGCGUAAUAGGCACCCCCGAGUUCAUGGCCCCCGAAAUGUACGAGGAACAUUACGACGAGUCGGUGGACGUUUACGCUUUUGGGAUGUGCAUGCUGGAAAUGGCGACUUCGGAAUAUCCGUACUCGGAAUGCCAGAACGCUGCGCAGAUCUACCGGAAAGUGACCAGCGGGGUGAAGCCGGCGAGUUUCGAUAAAGUGGCGGAUCCGGAGAUCAAGGAAAUCAUCGGCGAGUGCAUCUGUAAGAAUAAAGAGGAGAGAUACGGAAUUAAAGACUUACUAAGCCACGCCUUCUUCGCGGAAGACACGGGGGUGCGGGUGGAGUUGGCGGAGGAAGACAACGGUAGAAAAUCUUCUAUUGCCCUGCGGCUGUGGGUGGAAGAUGCAAAGAAGCUGAAGGUCAAACCCAAAGAUAAUGGCGCCAUUGAGUUCACUUUCGACCUGGAGAAGGAAACCCCCGAGGAUGUUGCACAGGAGAUGGUGGAAUCCGGGUUCUUCCAUGAGAACGACGUGAAGAUCGUGGGCAAAUCAAUAAGGGACAGAGUUGCGCUGAUCCAGUGGAGGAGAGAGAGGAUCUGUCCAGGGCACGGCGAGAACGAGAUCUCGGAGCAGCCGCCAGUAGUCCAGCCACCUCUCAUGCCAUUGGCACACUCUUCCCAAAUUGCCCAAUACAUCCCCUCUGAGCCAGAGGAACUGGACACUGACCAGCACUUGUUUCACCCCAAUCUGCCAGCCAGCAUCACAUCCCUUGCCUCCGACAGCACAUUUGACAGCGGCCAGGGCUCGACUGUAUAUUCGGAUUCUCAGAGCAGUCAGCAAAGUGUCAUCUACUCCUCUCUGCCAGACUCGCUGCCUCCCGCCAUCCACAGGGUCUAUAGCCCCCCCAUCUUAGAGGGUCAGACUUUGCUGCAGGCCCAGCACCUUGGCCAGUACCAGCCCCCCACGCCUGGUAUUCAAGUUGCUACUGGCACCCUCCCGGCACUUGGUCAACAUUACCAAGACCCCAAUUCCCAGUACUCGCCGGUGGUACAAGCAAAUACCUUUCCUUCUGCCCAGUUUGCUCAGUUGCAGUCGGGGUUAUCCAGCCAGCCGCACCCAGUCGUACAGCAAAUCCUGGCACCUCAGACCAUGUGCCCCGUGCCGUCGAGCACCCACCCCUUCCCACAGUACCAGCUGCCACCCACCCAACUGAAACCUCUCCAGAUUCCUCCUGUGCCCCUGCAGCAUCAGCACCCACUUCCCAGCACCCAGCUUCCUCUGUACCCCCAUAUUUCAGCAGUUACUCCUCUCCCAGGAUUUGAGACUCUCCCGGCCAAUCUCUCUGACUUGUCUGCUCUCUGUAUCGCCCCAAUGCCUGCCCCCUGUCAGUACUUGCCCCCAGGCAUGGUGGUGGCAAGUAUCCCAGUGACCCCUGCUAUAGCCCCACCUCAGCCUGUGCAAACCAUCAAUCCCCAGUUGAUGGUGCCAUAUGAGACCAACGUAGCCCUGAAUCUGCCCGUGGGCACCGUUCCAUUACUGGCCAUGGCAGCAACUGGUGUACAAAUGUUACCCACCCCACAGGCCAUUUCCCAGAACCCCCAAGUUCAGCCGUUCCAGGCACCCUACCCACCCAUCAUCAUUCAGAGUGAUGUUCCCUCUCACACUGCCUCCCAACAAGCAACAGCUCCACCUCCUCAAUCCCACCAUCUGAGCAUUCCUCCUCCCUCCGACCAGGCCUCGGCCGGGGCAUGUAACCAGGCUGUUGGUUUCCCCCAACAUCCUCUGGAUGUGGGAACUGCCAUGGGGUUUAUGCCAGUGGGACCUUCUGCAGUGAUGUCUCCACCAGUGCAGUUUCCAGCUGAAAUUGCCCCUCUGCAGCCCCCUCUGGAACACAUCAACCCUGCAACCUACAAACACACAGAUGUAGCCGCUCCACUGAAUCACCAGAGCAAAUCUAUUCAGACUGAGGGUCAUCACCCCGAAACCCCACAGCCGCCAGUCUAUGAGAGCCAAACUCUCUACCAAACCCUCCGGCCUGGGGAGAUAAGUGUAGAGGAGCCGCAUGUGCUGGAGAAUCCAGUGAGUCUGACACAAAGCUCUGAUAACUAUGCAGGUUCAGACGCUGCGUCUGGUAGGGAGAUGAGUGAUGGCGGAGAAGGUGUUCAUGGAAAACCAACCAAAAAGCAUCACAGGAGGUCUUCCCGGACUCGCUCCCGCCAAGAGAAGGCCAAUAAACCCAAAUUGACUAUUCUUAAUGUCAGUAAUACGGGUGACAAGAUGGUGGAAUGCCAGCUGGAGACACACAACCAUAAAAUGGUAACAUUCAAAUUUGACUUGGAUGGCGAUGCACCAGAUGAGAUUGCCACAUACAUGGUGGAGAAUGGAUUUAUUCUGCAGAUGGAGAAGGAGAUCUUUAUUGAGCAAAUGAAGGAUGUUAUAGACAAGGCAGAAGACAUGUUGAGUGAAGAUACAGAGGGGGAGAGAAGCUCGGACCAAGCGGCGAGUCCUCACAAAGUGGAUUCUCAUGGGAGAGAGACAAGGGAGGAAAAUGCCCAGAGUCAAAUGAACACUCCGGUUUAUCAACAAAAUGUUUUACAUACUGGGAAGAGAUGGUUUAUUAUAUGUCCAGUGGCGGAAACUGUCGGUUCCUCACUGCCAGAAAUGGUCCUAACUCCCUUAAAUAUCCAGAAGCCAACGGAUAUUAAAGAUCCGACAGUCUGUGAGGAUUCAGUAUUUGCCAUAAAUGCGGAUAAGUCGGAUCUUUCUGUGACGCAGAACGUAUUGUGUGACAACGCCAGUGCCAUUCCUGCCUCAAGGACACAAUCUUCAUCUACAAUAUCCUCCUCGGAUCUUCAAACCCAGACAGAACUAUCAGUUUCUGCCCUUCCUGAGUCUCUCUCUUUCCUCCAAGAAGAACAGAGACAUUUCAGCCCUCCUGCAGUUACACAGCCUCUAAUGGACUCUACUGCAGCCUCUCUUAUUCAUGAGGCUGCCAGAGCGGAGGUCUGUGAGAGGAUGGAGUCCGAACAGAAACCCAGUUCUCCAUCUUUUGACCCAGCAUCUAGCACCGUAAAUCCAACCGAACCGGCACAAGCAGUCCUUUCCUUCUCCAACCAAGACAGAGGAGCCACUCAUCAAAAACAAACUCUAGAUCUACUCCUAGAGCAGAAUUCAUUGUAUGGAUCCAGUAUUGGUUCCCCUGUUGUAAACUCCAUAAAACCAGAGGCCCCCAUGCCCAGUUCCUUGGCUUCUCAGGAAUGCCAGCCACACCCUGAUUCUGAUAUUUCUACACCACUGAUACCAGUGCCAGCUGCCACUCAGUCCCUGGUUAUGCCAGUUGGUAGCUCAUCUUGCCAACAGCCUAGUAUUACUGAGUCAGACGGGGAAGGCCCCCCAAGGGUAGAGUUUGCGGAUGACACUAUUAAAUGCUUAGAUGAAAAGCUUCGCACUCUGUUGUACCAGGAAUAUGCCCCUGCCAAUGUUCCUGCCGGAACGCCAGACAACUGUUCUGGAACAGAAAGUGGAGCAGAGGGACUUUAUGGGCAGCCAGGCAAUGGAGAGGCAGUUGCUGAAUCCAGAAACCUCUCCCAGUCCAUCUCUGCAUCCCAAGAGAAAGCAACGGAACUCGGUGAGAUUGUCACUGAGACAAGUGCAUAUGAUUUGCCAAACCACAAGAUUCAGGCUUCACCACCAAACCAUUCCCAGAGGAGGGAUUCUGGCACCCAGAAGAUUCUGAAAGAAACUGCUUCUGAUUCUUCUCCCAACAAGAGAGAGACUCCUGACAAGUCCUCCAAAACCAUUGGCAGGUUCUCAGUUAUAAGUACAGAAGAUGACGUCACAAUGACCUCUCCAAAUUACAUGAGAUUUUCAGCCCCACCUGAUGUCUACCUGGACCAAGCUCCACCACAACCAGCCAAGCCCUCUGUCCCUAGAGCUCACACCUCAUCCCCCAUCAACUCUCUGUUCUGUGGCCAUGUUUCUAGCGAUUCUGGAGACGAUGCCCCUCACUCCAAAUUCAAAGAUGCUCAGCCAUCCACCCCAAGCAAAGGGGGCACCAACGAUUUCAUGAAGAAGGCUGCUGCUUUCUUGCAUCGCUCUGGAAAGGCCAGUACCCAAAGCCCUGACUCUCCUAAUGGCCAAGUCAUGAAAAUCCCUUCAAUAAACGUGACUUCUUUCCAUUCGCAGUCCUCCUACAUGAGCAGUGACAAUGACUCCGAGUUUGAAGAUGCCGACAUGAAGAAGGAACUCCAGAGCCUCCGGGAAAAGCACAUGAAAGAAAUAACUGAACUGCAAGUGCAGCAGAAGAAGGAGAUUGAGUCCUUAUACCUCAGGCUGGGGAAGCCUCUGCCUCCCAAUGUGGGGUUCCUGCAUGCGGCACCCCCUAGCGGCCGCCGGAGGAGGAUCAGCAAACAUAAGCUGAAAACUGGCAAACUGCUCAAUCCGCUGGUGCAGCAAUUAAAGAAUUCAACAAACAGUCCAAGUCGCAUUUCCCCAGAAUGCAAUGGCUCCCCUGUUAAGGAUCCUGCAAAGCCUCACGCAGACUGCGCUGCAGGAACCUCGCCAAGCCAUGCCGUACAGACGCAGCAGCCUUGCUCUGUCCAAGUCACCAUGUCGUCUGAUAAUAUCUGUUGUGGGGUCAUCCGGGACGGCGUCGAUGUGCAGAGCAGUUCAAGCCAAGGCUGGACGGUUUACCAUCAAACGUCUGAGAGAGUCACCUAUAAAUCUAGUAGCAAACCUCGUACCCGAUUCCUCAGUGGACCCGUGUCUCUGUCCAUCUGGUCCACCCUGAAACGCCUGUGCCUAGGCAAAGAUCACAGUAGUAGAUCUUCAACUAGUAGCCUUGCAACUGCCCCCGAGGCCUCAGCAAUGCCACCACUCAACGCACAACCAAUCCAACCGCAGGCCAACAACAGCAAUAACAACAAGAAGGGAACGUUCACGGAUGAUCUCCACAAGCUGGUGGAUGAGUGGGCCUGCAAAACUGUUGGUGUGGCACAAUUUAAACCAUCAUUAAACCAACUGAAGCAGUACCAGCAGAGACAAGAUCUGGAGCUGAAGUCUGUGCCCAACGACCUGUGCGACAUGAAUCGUGCCAUGCCAGAAUCCAGAAAGAGAUACAGCAUUCCUAUGGCUGCCCCUCCGUCUGUACCACUGGCUCCACUCCUGUCCUCCUCUGUCCCUGGAGCCGUGCAGCCUGGUACCUUUGUGAUGCCCUUUUGUCCAUAUGCAGCACCGUUGUAUGGCAUGUCCUGGGCAGGAGCCGCUGAGCAUGGGACUGCAGGAAAUCAGAUCAAUGCCCAAUUAGCCCCGAUAGGCAACCAAAUAUUCCCUGUGGCACUGCAGCACUCAGGUCUGCACCCUGCUGGAUCCAACAUGCGGAUUACGUAGCUCAUUGCCUUGUUUCCUUUUAGUUUCAGUUUUAACAGUGUUUGAGCCAACCAGCCUCAUGUUAUUUAUUAUUAUUUUCUGUAGUUCCCCCCCCCCCCUCCAUCGGUGUUUGCAAGGCCUGCCGUGCAGUGCGAUUUAUAAUGCAGCGAUUUUACGCCCUAUAAUGGUUAUUUGGAAACCGUGUCCUGCUGGUAUCCAGUCCAAGCCAAACGCUCACAUAAGCACCGCCCACACCACUGUGAAAGUCCGCCAGCUAGUCACAUGAUCACAGCAACAGCCCCUCCCUCCCUAUUGCUGCAAACGCUUUCUGUACUUAGAUUUCCCACAAUCCUUUAUGUAAACUACCCUUUCUGCUCUUUCCAAUUCAGGGUGGUUUAGUGCCUUGAGAUGUUACUUUCCAGUCCCUCUGGAAGGACCUGUAAAAAGCUUGAAAAGAAGGUUUUUAUUUUUAAAUCCUAUUUUUCUUUUUUUAAUUUAGAUUGUUGUUUUUUUUUUUAGCAACAAGCAGCGCAGGCUUACGCUGGAAUACCUGCUGCACGUUUAGCAGUCACCAGUAUUUAUUCGGAUUUACUGCCCCUGUAUGAUUGCAAACGAUCCCCCCCCCAAAAAUUAGCAGUGGGAUGAAAUAUGGUUAUUUGGGGGUGGGUUUCUGAGCCACAGAAAACUCACACCUUGGAACCAUUGUUCACCAAAAGACUGAGCGAUUGUUUUAGAGAUUACGGAUCGCUCCUGUCCAGUUUGGGGCUUCCUUCUUAGCAAUUUCCUGCUGGUUUCUGGUUUUAAUUCAAAUUUAGUUUGAACUAAGCAGCGCCCAUACCUUUUAACUGCAGCCGCUUUAAUAAAGAUUUGGUGAAUCGGCAGCUGGAUUUGUGCAUUAUGAGAUAUUCACUUUUUUUUUUAAAAUGAAGAUUUAUGCAGAAUUACAAUGAUACGGAUAACUGAAAGGAGCUGCUACUCUCCGUAUUCCCAGGCCCUGUGAAGGAAAGGGUCUCCCCUCAUCAAAUGGAACAUUUUAGGGUGAAAAGGUACCUGCCUCCCCAGGAUCAUAGGAUUUGCAGUCUAAUAUCACUAGUUCUUGAAUUCCAUAUAACGUCUUCCUGAAGGUGACCGACUUUUUGGCUACAGUCGUUCUACAUUUAUCCACCAGAGAUGUGAGGGCUGUUACAUCUCAUCUGUCUGUGUUGCACAAGUGAUAGUCCUGCCACCCCACUGUCGCCGCUGAAACAACGGAAUAUACAGAGGCUUUGCUGUAUUUGUCUCUCCUGCACUGAACAAGUACUCUCCUUUCUAAUAAACCCACACCAUUAAUAGUUAAAGAGCCAGGGGCCCAGUUCAGUGCAGGAACUGCCAUAUGACUGUGAUCACGAAUACCAAUCGUUAUGUUAUGCAAUGUAGAAUUAGAUAUAUUCAUCAGAAAUAUUAGCAUCCAAUUGGCCACCUUCUGGGAGUGUGCCACCCUAAAAUCAUCCCUGGAGCUUUCUGCUUUGUACAUUGUAUUUUAUUAUCUCACGUCUCCCACUUACCUCUAGGAACCUCUUCUGCGGCUUUGGGGUGAGACGACAAAAAGCGUUUCAAUCACAGAUUUCCAUCUGUUGGCUCCAUGAGGUUGGGGGUCUCUGGAGUUUAGGUUCUGUAAAACUGAAUAUAUUCAGAAGUCAGGAUAGCAAUUCAAACAUCAUAUUGCAUAGAAUGUUUCAGUGCUACAAGAUCACUUCUAACUGAACUGUGCACCAUUUACUUUAGCCCUGUUUGGAACCACCCCUUCAGGUAAGUCUCCUCCAGUACUUACCUCAAUACAGAGCUCUAAGUUUCUGUACUUCUGAUUUGUGGGCUGCUCUCUUUCUCACAGUAAGGCGCCCCCUGGGUAAGUGAAUCCAACCUUCCCCUGUAUUUACCCAGGCACGUAGCUCUGAUUCUCUGUACCUCCUACUCUGGGUAAGUAUUGGGGUCUUUAGAUUCACUUACCAUGGGCUGGUUCCUGUUUGACAUGGGGAAAAAGAGCAGUGCAGGGAAUAAGUACUGAGAGGCACCUGAUUCAUUUACACAGGGCUUGUUCCAUGAAGGGUAAGUAAAAGGGGCAAUUGGACGUUUAAACUUUUACAUUGCUACACAGGUUAAGUUCCUUUUGCUUUUUACAGUUCUGGGACUAAAGAUUACAUAGUCCUUUAUAAAUAUAAAUGUAUUUAGUUUGUUUAACCCCUUCCUUCACCUGCACUCUUUCUUCCUGGUACCACCACUAGCUCCUUUUUUUUUGUCUUUAAAGUGCACCAGAUUGUAGUGCGCACACUAUUAAAUCAGUGGCUGAUUUCUGAUCUACACUAGGUGACAUGAUCAUGCCAUAACAGAACCCAGAACUGAUCCGACACGGUCAGUCACACAUAGUUGGAAACCCUUCUAAAAGUGUUUCUGUUUUUGGUGUAAGAGCAGCUUAUCUGAAACUUCUGCUUUGCCUUUGUUCUGAUCACUCUCACACUUGCCUUUUAUUUUUUGAACACAUGAAUUGCACUAUUUAUUAUAUGUCUUCUUUAAUCCCCUAGCUGUGUUAAUGAUGAUGCUCAUGUGACCACCAGAGAAGGUACAACUGCACCAAUAAACCAUUCUGUAUUAUCUUGCAGGUCCCACUGAUGCACUUCACUAUGUCACAGACUCCCCGUGUCUGUUCUGCUUAGGAACUGCACUAGCUGAAUGGUGCCAUGUUCCAGGGCAGAGUGUUUCUUUACUCUCAAUCCCACCUUAUGGCACCAGCCAUUGCCUUAUUCAAACAAUUAACUCCCCUUUCUCUUACCCAAAGGUCUUUAAGGAUAUGCACAGUAUAGUUGCUGUAAGAUCAACUGGAUUAGGGGUGCAAAUAGGGCCUUCUAUAUGACCCCAUAGAGCAGCAGAAGAGUAAAGGAACUGCACCAAAGUAAAGAAACCCCAAUCUCUACAUUAUAUAAUGGGCCAACCCAGUCUCAGAGCAUGCGCACUAUCUCCCCCCUACAAUGAUCUGUUCCCUGCUGGGGGGGCUGGGGACUUGCUGUGAAUUGUAUAGUUCUGUCUAGAUUCUGGGGUUCUUUUGCCAUUAACUGUAUUCUGUCGGUAACCCUGACUGUAAUCUGUCGAUUCUGUCUGAAUUGAAUUUUAUAUGCAACUAUAAAAACGUGGGAAACGGGCGAUCUAAGCGAGAGAUUUCUGUUCUCUUCAUUGUUUAUUUUUGUUUUUAGAUUGUAUAUUUCAUAAGGGAAACGUGGGAAGAACAGGCCACACUUUCUCAGUCUGCUUGCACUGAAUCCUACCUUUAAAUCUGUCCUGCCUGUUGUACAGACCCCUCUUCUCCCUGUAUGCUGACAGUGUCAGUGGCACUAAAUCCUCAAUAUUGUAUAUUAAUGAUACAAAAUAAACAUUUUGUGCUUGA
Xenopus laevis (African clawed frog) is the source of this 10061-nucleotide messenger RNA. RefSeq names its product serine/threonine-protein kinase WNK2 (gene wnk2.L). The record is from RefSeq and is a predicted model, not a curated record. Lineage: Eukaryota; Metazoa; Chordata; Amphibia; Anura; Pipidae. The coding region runs from base 311 to 6667 and encodes 2118 amino acids. The transcript has 27 exons.